AUGCUUUUCUUAUGCGCUCAUGAUGAGCCUUGCUACCGUUAUACGAUGACGUCCUGUAGAUGUCAAACGACAUGACGCUGUCAUAUAGUCUCUAGUGGAUCUACGGUAACUUUUUGUUAACUCAAAAUCGCAGCUUGCGAAUAAGUACCUCGCAUCUCGACAAGCAAUUAUCUUACAGCCCGAUAACAUAUUUCAUUCCCUUACUCUAUCAACUUCGAUCCUUUACGAUGUCUCAGAACCCCGCCAGCGUGUCUAAUCAGGGCGAAUUUUCUGGCCAUGUCAAACCCAGUGAGCCACUCAUGACAGGUGGGCACCAGCCCGGAAAGAAGUUUUCAGAAGCCGACCAUGCGCCUGAAUUCCAUAGCAAGACUCUUCCAGCUGGCACAGCUCCGAGGGCCAAUACAUACACCCCUAACCCCGAUCUUAACAACCAGAAGACUUUCACUAGCGCUUCAUCAACGCUUGUCGGAGCCGACUCACAAUCCGUGCAUACUGGUCUCGGACACCCAGGUCAGGGUCAGUCAAGCUCUGAGCUCCGCGACAAUUCGAAGCACAGCGGCGGCAGUGGCGGGCUUGCUGGAUUGAAGGAAACUUAUGAGCAGGGCGACAUUGCAGAGCUGAAGGACGACCCUACACAUGCCAAACAAAGGAACUUGAAGGAGGAUGCGGCCGGCACACGGGGUAACACCGGUGGUCUUGCAGCGCAGGAGAUGGAGCCUGAGCAGGCUAGGUAAACCUUUUAGCACAUCACGAUGCUUACUGUCACCGUGACAGGCUUGCUAGCAUUACAAAUAAGACCACAUAAUUCACGCG
Molecule: messenger RNA, 813 nt
Organism: Boeremia exigua
Lineage: Eukaryota; Fungi; Ascomycota; Dothideomycetes; Pleosporales; Didymellaceae
Exons: 2
Coding region: 228-734 (168 amino acids)
Source: RefSeq, a predicted model, not a curated record